AUGGCCGAAUCGCCUCCUCUCCCAAUCUCCACUCCACACGCCCACACUGCCCCAGCCACUCCCCCGAUCGCCACAUUCGCAUUCCGCGCCUUCAUCUCCAGCCUCAGCUCCUCCCUCCGCCAAGGCUUUUCCGACCGCCGCCCCUGGUCGGAGCUCCUCGAUCGGAGCUCAAUUUCCCGACCCGAAUCCCUCUCCGACGCAUACUCCCGGAUCCGCAAGAACGCUUCCUACUUCCGCGUCAACUACGUAACCCUAAUCGCACUCGCACUUGCUCUCUCACUCGUCACUCACCCUUUCUCUCUCCUCGUGCUUCUCUCUCUCCUCGCCGCGUGGUCCAUCCUCUACCUAUUCCGCCCCUCCGACCAGCCACUCUUCCUCUUCGGCCGUACCUUCUCCGACCGGGAGACCGUCACCGCCCUCGUCGUCCUCACCGUCUUCGUCGUCUUCGUCACCAGUGUCGGUGCUCUCUUGAUCUCCUCCCUCACCGUUGGUUUAGCCGUCGUGUGCUUGCACGGCGCGUUCCGUGUACCGGAGGAUCUUUUCCUUGAUGACCUGGAGCCUCGCAAUGCCGGAUUGCUCUCGUUCCUCGCCGGCGGUCCGGCCGGUUCGCGCUUGUGAGCAUAGGGUUCUGGAUUGUCUCGGAGGUUUUGUUCUGAUUAAUUAGUUGAACUUGUAGCUUCUAUUCAUUUUAGGUAAUUGGUAAUUUUCUUCUUAUACCACA
Arachis stenosperma is the source of this 721-nucleotide messenger RNA. Its product is annotated as PRA1 family protein B3-like. NCBI's taxonomy places the organism in Eukaryota, Viridiplantae, Streptophyta, Magnoliopsida, Fabales, Fabaceae. The transcript has a single exon. Gene Ontology annotation, biological process: vesicle-mediated transport. Gene Ontology annotation, cellular component: endoplasmic reticulum; Golgi apparatus. Bases 1 to 618 code for a protein of 205 amino acids. The record is from RefSeq and is a predicted model, not a curated record.